Camellia sinensis is the source of this 1406-nucleotide messenger RNA. NCBI's taxonomy places the organism in Eukaryota, Viridiplantae, Streptophyta, Magnoliopsida, Ericales, Theaceae. The record is from RefSeq and is a predicted model, not a curated record.
AACGCAACGCAAUCAAUGACAUACAAUACAACACAAGUAAUAGUAUCAAUAAAUAAAAAUGUAUAUAUAAAUGGCGCACAAGUAAUAUCUGAGAGGAGAAGCAUUGGAGCCAUUAACCAAAUUCAAUUGUCACUUUCUGACAGAGACACGGAGAGAGAACUAGAGAGAGAGAGAAUGAGCGGGCAAGGGAAGACAGUGUGCGUGACAGGAGGGUCAGGGUUCAUAGCUUCAUGGCUGGUUAAGGUGUUGCUCCAACGUGGUUACACUGUCCGUGCCUCUGUUCGCGACCCUUCUGAUCCAAAGAAGACGGAACACUUACUUGCACUUGAUGGAGCUAAGGAGAGACUUCACUUGUUUAAAGGAAAUCUACUGGAAGAAGGUUCCUUUGAUUCUAUGGUUAAUGGGUGCGACGGUGUUUUUCAUACAGCAUCUCCAUGUUUUGUUACGACUUCUGAUCCACAGAAAGAAUUGAUUGAUCCAGCAUUAAAAGGAACACUAAAUGUUCUUGGAUCAUGCACCAAAAGCCCAACUGUCAAAAGAGUGGUUUUGACAUCGUCUAUGGCUGCCGUUGAAUGCAUUGGUAGGCCUCGAACUCCUAAUGAGAUAACUGAUGAGACUUGGUUUUCCGACCCAGAGUUCUGCAAGGAAAAUAAGCUUUGGUAUCAACUUUCAAAAACUCUAGCAGAGGAUGCUGCCUGGAAGUUCGCAAAAGAGAAAUGUAUUGACAUGGUUGUAAUAAACCCAUCAAUGGUUAUUGGUCCUCUGUUACAACCAACGCUUAAUGCAAGUUCUGCUGUUAUCUUGGAAUUAAUAAAUGGUUCACAAACAUAUCCAAAUGUUUCCUAUGGAUGGAUUAAUGUUAAAGAUGUUGCAAAUGCACACAUUCAAGCAUAUGAGAUUCCUUCAGCCAGCGGAAGAUAUUGUUUGGUUGAGAGAGUCGCACACUUCUCUGAAGUUGUGAAAAUUCUACAUGAGCUUUAUCCUUCUUUUCAACUUCCAAAAAAGGUUGCGGAUGACAAACCAUAUAUUCUAUUACACCAAGUAUCCAAGGAAAAAGCAAAAACAUUGGGCAUCGACUUCAUUUCCCUCGAGGAGGGCCUCAAGGAAAUCGUUGAAAGCUUAAUAGAGAAGAAUUUUUUUGGGAUGUGAUCCAUUGUAGCUAUAUGGAAGAUUUUGGAAAAACAUGUGAUGGUGAGCCAUAGAGUGUUGACAUAUUUACUUGUCAAUAGAACUAAAAUAAAAGAAAAAAUAAAAUAAAAAUUAAAUGUUGGUGUGUUGGCUUUUAUGAUUUUAUUUAUGUUUGUCAUGUGAGUAGCAGUGGGAGGGGAGUUUGCACUCUCUGAAUCUCUUUCAGUGUAUCUUAUUUUCAUGUAUUUUUAAUUUCAUGUUUUAAUAAUAUUAUCACU